This is a messenger RNA of Aspergillus pseudoviridinutans, 1434 nucleotides long. RefSeq names its product phosphatidylinositol-specific phospholipase C. The coding region runs from base 1 to 1434 and encodes 477 amino acids. NCBI's taxonomy places the organism in Eukaryota, Fungi, Ascomycota, Eurotiomycetes, Eurotiales, Aspergillaceae. Gene Ontology annotation, biological process: lipid metabolic process. The transcript has a single exon. Gene Ontology annotation, molecular function: phosphoric diester hydrolase activity. The record is from RefSeq and is a predicted model, not a curated record.
AUGGUGGCCGAACAUUUAACCAUUCGCAACCUCACCACAACCCCGAUAACCCUCAAGCUUAUUGAGCGUUUUCACCCCCAUAAGGAUCCUCGAGAUGACAUGCAAUUCUUGGCCAGGAAUUUCACUCGAAUUCUAAGUAAUGUCACUCGCACCAAUGAGACUGUCGCCGCGAUUACGGAUGACAAUGAACCAUUUGCUCACGAGGAGGUUGAUAUUCAUGUGGAACCUUUCCAAACAGUUCAGACAGAACUUCGUACAUUCAUUGAUUCGGACAAAGAGCGCCUGCGCUGGAGCUUUGAAACCGAGGGAGAGCGUCAUCAAAUUCAGACGCCGGUUCCUACGACCGAGUCUGCCGGAAUGAAGGCGUUGUGCGAUAAUCCUCGAUUUCGCUUCACUGGCGUCUACGUGACACCUGAAUCCCAUCUUGCAAUCUACUCCUCGGCCAAUCUGCAAGCGUGGAUGGGAGAGCUCAAAGAUAGCACGUUGCUCUCCUCGCUGUCCAUUCCAGGAACACACAAUUCUCCUACGUGCCAUGUUGCGGCCCCGUCUGUUCGCUGCCAAGCUGUCAGUCCACGCGAACAGCUCCGAAAUGGUGUUCGCUUCUUCGACAUCCGUGUGCAGCCUCAGUUUCUCGAAGACCCGUCCAAGGACGAGCUUGUCCUAGUGCACAGCGUGUUCCCCAUCUCCUUGACGGGCAACAAGUACUUUCGCGAUCUGAUGCACGAGGUCAAUGAGUUCCUCGACCAAAACCCAUCUGAGACGCUCAUCAUCUCUCUGAAGCGAGAAGGCCCAGGGAAUCAUACGGACGAACAACUUAGUCGGAUUUUGCGCGACCAUUAUGCUCGUCCAGAUAGCCGGUGGUACACAGAGCCCAAAAUCCCUACUCUGGGCGAGGUGCGCGGGAAAGUUGUCCUGCUUCGCCGGUUCAACAUCAUAGAAGAGCUAAAGAAUGAGCACGACGGCCGCGGCUGGGGCAUCGAUGGGAGCGAUUGGGCAGAUAAUACUCCAAGCGCAACCUGCAGCAGCGGUCAACUCUGUAUUCAGGACUUCUACGAGGUUCUCGAGGCGAAGAACAUCGACGUCAAGAUCAAAUAUGUAACGGAACACUGUGAUCGCUCCGGCGGGCACUGUUACCCGUUCGGUGUCCUCCCGGAUCCCGAAGCUAGCAAAGCGCACCCAUUUUAUAUUAAUUUCCUCAGUGCGAGCAACUUCUGGAAGGUCGGGACGUGGCCCGAGAAGGUUGCAGCGAAGCUGAACCCGGCAACCGUUGACUAUCUUUGCCGGAGACACAGCGAUAAGGACGGUGACUGGUCGACCGGCAUUCUUGUCACGGACUGGGUCGGCCACGAAGGCGACUGGGACCUUGUGCGGUGCAUUGUGGGCAUGAACGCUAAGCUGAAGAUGAGACAGAUGAGAGAGGAGGAACACUCUUAA